CGAGAGCGUGCGCGCCGACGGACUGGCGCUGCCGCCGCUCCUCCUGCGCUCAGCCCGCGCCGCUGGAGGCAAGCAGGGCGCCGGGUGGCGAGGCUGUGCGCGGGGCUCGCUGCCGCAGGAGAUGCGCCUCUCCGGAUUUUGAGUCGCUUUCUCUUCCACCCCCCUCUCCCAAUCCCUAACCCCUACCCCCAUCCCUCCAAAAAGGAAGAAGAAGAAGAAGAAGAAAAGAAGCCAAGAUGACGGUCGAAUUCGAGGAGUGCAUCAAGGAUUCGCCCCGAUUCCGGGCGACCAUAGAUGAGGUGGAAACGGAUGUUGUGGAAAUAGAAGCCAAGCUUGACAAGCUGGUAAAGCUAUGCAGUAAUAUGAUAGAUGCCGGGAAGGCCUACCUCAUCACCAACAAGCAUUUUGUCGGAGGGGUCCGGGACCUUUCACAGCAAUGCAAGAAGGACGAAAUGAUCUCGGAAUGCCUGAACAAGUUUGGAGACAGCCUGCAGGAAAUGGUCAACUACCACAUGAUCCUUUUCGACCAGGCUCAGAGGUCUGUCCGGCAACAGUUGCACAAUUUCGUGAAAGAUGAUGUCCGGAAAUUCAAGGAGACCAAAAAACAGUUCGAUAAGGUACGGGAAGACAUGGAGAUUGCCUUGGUCAAGAACGCACAAGCUCCGCGGCACAAGCCCCAUGAGGUUGAAGAGGCCACUGGCACCUUGACAAUCACCAGGAAAUGCUUCCGACACUUAGCCCUCGACUACGUCUUACAGAUCAAUGUCCUCCAAGCCAAGAAGAAAUUUGAAAUCCUCGAUGCGAUGCUGUCCUUCAUGCAGGCUCAGUACACCUUUUUCCAGCAGGGCUACAGCCUCCUUCACGAACUGGACCCCUAUAUGAAGAAGCUGGCCACCGAGCUGGACCAAUUGGUGAUCGACUCUGCUGUGGAGAAGAGGGAAAUGGAACACAAACAUGCACUUAUUCAGCAACGGACUCUUCUGCAGGACUUCUCCUACGAUGACUCCAAAGUGGAAUUCAACGUCGAUGCCCCCAAUGGGGUGGUGAUGGAAGGGUACCUCUUCAAGAGAGCGAGCAACGCGUUCAAGACCUGGAACCGGAGAUGGUUCUCCAUACAGAACAGCCAGCUGGUCUACCAGAAGAAGCUAAAGGAUGUCCUCACAGUGGUGGUAGAGGACCUCAGACUUUGCACCGUCAAGCCCUGCGAAGACAUCGAGCGGAGGUUUUGCUUUGAAGUCGUCUCCCCCACUAAGAGCUGCAUGCUGCAGGCCGAUUCAGAGAAACUGCGCCAGGCGUGGAUCCAAGCGGUUCAAGCUAGCAUCGCCUCUGCCUAUCGAGAGAGUCCCGACAGCUGCUACAUUGAAAGACUGGACCGAACAGCUUCUCCUUCCACCAGCAGCAUCGACUCGGCUACUGACUCGCGGGACCGCAGUGCCAAAGGCGAAACCAUCCUGCAGAGGGUGCAGAGCAUCCCAGGCAAUGACCAGUGCUGUGACUGUGGGCAAGCCGACCCCCGCUGGGCCAGCAUCAACUUGGGCAUCUUACUAUGCAUUGAAUGUUCAGGGAUUCACAGGAGCUUAGGGGUCCACUGCUCCAAAGUGCGGUCGCUCACACUGGAUUCCUGGGAGCCAGAGCUACUGAAGCUGAUGUGUGAGCUGGGGAAUGCCACCAUGAACCAGAUCUACGAGGCGCAGUGCGAGGAGAUGGGACUCAAGAAGCCCACCGCGGGCAGCUCAAGGCAGGACAAAGAAGCAUGGAUCAAAGUCAAAUACGUGGAGAAGAAGUUCCUGAAGCAGCUGUCGACUGGGGAGGCCCUGGCGGAGAAUGAGAGGAAACCCCGGCGCUGGAGCGUGAAAAAGUGCCAGAGGCGCAACAGCUCCACAAAAGCCCCCACGGCACGGAGGAAGUACCGGCACGAAGCAGGAAACGCAUCACCGGCAGCACACUCUUCAGCUGCCACCCUCGAGAGGAAGUUCCGACGGGAUUCCCUCUUCUGCCCCGACGAGCUGGAUUCGCUUUUCUCGUACUUCGACACGGGAGCUGGGGCUGGGCCACGCAGUGGCAACCACAUCUCUGUGCCGCACCCCCUGGCAGCCAGCCCAUGGAGCGACAGUGGUAACGGUCCCACUGGGAGCGGGUCGCCGUUCCUCCUGGAUGGAGGCCCCGCAGGUCUGAGCAGUGAUAGUGGGCUGGGCGGCAGCACCGACGGCAGCACCGACGUCCUAGUGUUUGGCUCGGUGGUGGACAGCGUCACGGAGGAAGAGUGCGAAGUUUCAGAAGAAUCCAGCGGAGAAGCUGAAAUAGAGCAAGAGGCCUCCGAUCUGGAGGACCUGCGGGAGCUGCACCCGGGUUUGCUGGUUUACAAGGCUUCGCGGGCCAGGAAUUUGCCUGUGAUGGCGGAGGCCCUGGCGCAUGGGGCGGACGUCAACUGGGUGAACGACGAGGAUGAGAACAAAACCCCGUUGAUCCAAGCUGUAAUGGGGGGCUCCUUGAUAGCCUGCGAAUUCUUGCUCCAGAAUGGAGCAGACGUUAACCAAAGAGAUAUUCGAGGGCGCGCACCUCUGCAUCACGCUACGUAUUUGGGCCACACUGGCCAGGUCUGCUUGUUCCUAAAGAGAGGAGCCAACCAGCAUGCGGUGGACGAGGAUGGGCAGGACCCUCUGAGCAUCGCGGUCCAGGCUGCUAAUGCGGACAUUGUUACCUUGCUGCGUCUGGCUCGAAUGAACGAAGAGAUGCGAGAAGCCGAGGGCCCGUUUGGUCAUCCAGGAGACGCCACCUAUCUCGACAUCUUCCGCGAGUUUUCUCACAUGGCAUCCAACAACCCAGAAAAACUCAACCGCCGCAGCCUGUACUUCAGCCACUCCUACAGAUAGCCCUCAAAACCACCACAGACAUCAUC
Molecule: messenger RNA, 2899 nt
Organism: Podarcis raffonei (Aeolian wall lizard)
Lineage: Eukaryota; Metazoa; Chordata; Lepidosauria; Squamata; Lacertidae
Gene: ACAP3
Product: ArfGAP with coiled-coil, ankyrin repeat and PH domains 3
Exons: 26
Coding region: 237-2873 (878 amino acids)
Cellular component (GO): cytoplasm
Molecular function (GO): protein binding; GTPase activator activity
Source: RefSeq, a predicted model, not a curated record